Messenger RNA from Pseudophryne corroboree (corroboree frog), 732 nucleotides. It is a transcript of the gene NDUFB5, whose product is annotated as NADH:ubiquinone oxidoreductase subunit B5. NCBI's taxonomy places the organism in Eukaryota, Metazoa, Chordata, Amphibia, Anura, Myobatrachidae. Bases 100 to 660 code for a protein of 186 amino acids. The transcript has 6 exons. The record is from RefSeq and is a predicted model, not a curated record.
ACAAAGAAGUAGCGUUAAUCAGUUGGCCAAUAAGCGAGCGUCGCUGGCUGUUUGACGUCGUGAUGAUAACGCUGCCCACAGUUCUUACCCUCAGUUAAGAUGGCGGGGAUGAGCCUUCUCCGUUCAGCGGCGGCGUUUCUCAGCCGCUUGCAGCCGUUACAGCGCGGGCAGGUCGGGAAGGGUGCCCUGCAGAAAAGAGUGCCGCCGGCCAUUACGGUGCCUGUGCGAUUUGACAGCCAUGGACCUAGACUGUUCGUAGUCAGACCUUCAACCUACUAUGAUAAAAGAUUUCUCCAACUAUUUAAACAUUAUGUGUUACUCGCUGCAGUACCCGCAGGUGUGGUUAUCGCCCUUAUCAAUAUUUUUAUUGGUCCGGCAGAGCUUGCAGAGAUUCCAGAAGACUAUGUUCCUGAACACUGGGAGUAUUACCAGCACCCAGUAACUCGUUUUAUUGCCAAAUAUACGUUUGACUCGUAUCAAAAAUCAUAUGAGAAGGAAAUGGCUCUAAUUCACAUUGAAAAUGAAAAAAUUUUGCUCAGACUCUAUGAAAAGGAAGCGCGCCGUCACAUGAGGCAGAGAGGAGACGGCCCAUGGUACCAGUUUGAGACCCUCGAUAAAAACCUUAUUGAUAAUUCACCAAGAGUGAAUCCUGAUUUUUAGUGCAUCUACCUACUCAUCACAGUAAUUGUCAUAUGUGACUUUCUCUGUUUUCAAAUAAACUUUAUAUUAGUC